AUGCAACGUCUUCACAGGAAUGAAAUACAGAAGAUGCUGCAAGGACUUGGAGUUGACAUUAAGCAGGCUCUUCUUGCAAAGAGAAAAAUGUUCGAAGUGAAUGCCAAAGCUCUUGUCAAAACCACUAACGAAAAAAUUGAGCAUGUUUGGAACAUACAGCAAGAACAAAGGCAGAAUCUUCAUCUCAAAUAUUCUCAGCAGUUUCUGACUUUGUAUCGGGCGUGGGAUACAGACAUGCGGAAAGCCCGGGAACAAGAAGAAAAACUAGCUGAUAUGUUCCGAGAGCAACGAAAGAUUCUUCAACAAGCUAGAGCUGUUCAGAACCAGAGACUGCAAAAAAUUAAAAACUUACAUGAGCAAUUCUUAAAGAGUAUGCAGGACUUAGAGAAGGCCCAUGAACAUCUUCUUACUGAUGAACAAAGCGAAGUUAGGGAAGACAUGACCAAGCUGCAAAACAAAAUUAUGAUGGAAGCUCAGCAGCAAGCGCUGGCAGUUGUUCAGAAGUCUCUUCAUUCCCUGUUGUUCUGAUGACUUUGAAGAAAGAACAGGAACCCAAGUCUUAUGAUACAAGUGUAACAUUAGCUACACUGAACCACGUUGUAGUAGUUUAAAAAUCAUAGUUGAAAUCAGUACAUCUUGUUUAUCAUAGCUUGCUUGGUAAAGUGCAAGAAUCCAUUCCGGUUAAAACCCCCAACCCUAAACAGUGAUGUGGAUCGCAGCAAUUCCACAAUUAUAUGUAUUACGCUUUCAGCCCUUCGUUAGUAAUGACUUUUUGUACUUAACCCUGUCAGUUAACUUUUAACAAUAACGAUGAUUUAAUUCUAGGCUUGGCCUCAGUGGAUCUGUAUCAGUCCCAAAAGGUUCAAAGCACAAGUACAGAAAGAAGGC
Messenger RNA from Mirounga angustirostris (Northern elephant seal), 888 nucleotides. Its product is annotated as synaptonemal complex protein 3-like. The record is from RefSeq and is a predicted model, not a curated record. Bases 1 to 528 code for a protein of 175 amino acids. Lineage: Eukaryota; Metazoa; Chordata; Mammalia; Carnivora; Phocidae. The transcript has 6 exons. Gene Ontology annotation, biological process: spermatid development; meiotic cell cycle. Gene Ontology annotation, cellular component: synaptonemal complex.